UGCUGUUCCUCAAUGAGUUUGUAUGUUUCAACAGCUUUGUUGGCUUCAGGCGAGCAAUGAAGGCGCCAGAUCUGCUGUUCCUCCAUGGACGCUGUGUACGAAGCUCUUGCGUUUGAUAACAUGUCGCUGUUUCACAUGAACGCCGCACUCAGAUACGAGUACCAUGCAACGACCUGAUUUUCUAAGGUGCGAGUCGAACAAUGGCAGUACAAUCUGAGAGUUCAGUACGAAGCAACCCAAAGUCGCAAUACGUCCAGGAUGAAGCACUUCAGCCUUUUCUACGAGCGCAAUUCGACCCGGCCGACUACCUGAAUGCCACCUUGCCCUCGUUGGCCUUCUCAAAUCCCUCCAAAGACCGUGUCUCCCUCACCGAGCUAUCUUCGCAAACCCAGACUCUCAUCUCGCAACUCAACGCGCAAACUUCCCGCCUUACGAAUACCCUCAACCAACUGACCGAUGACAUACUCCGUAGUGGCAGCAGACUCGCCUACCAGGUCGAGAUGCUCCGCGGUGAGACUGCUGGCCUGACUGAUGCUCUGAACACGACCCUUCAAUCAGACAUUGCCCUGUUUACUCCUCAGCUGUCACAGGAGCCUACACAAUCCAACAAUGCCAAUGUCGCUCUCGAUGAAACUGCCACCUCUGCUGCCACUCAGCCCGCCGAGCCUGAAUACAUCAACAAGCUCCGCACGCUGGUCAUGGUACGCCAACGUCUCGACUCUGUCAUCAAAGUCUUUGGCGAGGCCAUGUCCUGGCCUAUCGCUCCUUCCGACCUCGUCUCGUCUUCGUUCAUCUCAGUAUCCGCCCCCUCUGCUGGGGGUCCAGAAGAAAUGCGCAAUCGGGAAGAGAAGGCAAAAGAACAUGCACAAAAGCUACGGGACGACAUCACGCAGCUAUUACAAACUGCUACGUCAGCAGAUGAAGGCAUCACCGCUGCGAUCAAGAGAAUCGACGAACUGAGAGAUCUUUGCUUCAUCUGGAAGGGUACAGCCGAGGAGAAGGCUCGCACACGCCAGAUUGACGGUCUCGAGAAGAUGGUCGAGGACGAACAAAAGGCUCUCGCUCGCAAGGCAGAGGCCAAGAAACGCACAGCUUCUCCUGCCGCAGUCGACUACCGAUACAAUGGCGCCCCUGAUGCUACACGCACAAGCAACCAGGGUAGUGGCUAUGGCUUCAUGAACAACCUUCGCCGCAUCAAGGACGAUAUCUAUCUUGAUUGAGGGUCUAUUCAUUCUUGAAAUUACGACUACGUAUUCGACCCGCAGGAUCGCAUCUGUUUGCGUCGCAGACAUGGCAUCGCCGAUCGUGAAAAUGUGGUGUGACUGCCGGGUAAUUAGAUGGUACCCUAUUUCCCGAACACAAGGGAAGGAGUACAUUG
Molecule: messenger RNA, 1378 nt
Organism: Aureobasidium pullulans EXF-150
Lineage: Eukaryota; Fungi; Ascomycota; Dothideomycetes; Dothideales; Saccotheciaceae
Exons: 1
Coding region: 201-1220 (339 amino acids)
Source: RefSeq, a predicted model, not a curated record